CUCUGUAGCCUUAAGGUAAGUACAACAAAUACUUUCCUCAUUCUGGCACAAGUACAACCAUGUCUCUCUCUCUCUCCAGCAGACCUUGGUGUUCUCUUUACUCUACUUCAGUUAGUUUGGUUCCUGGAUCAAUUGAAGCUAGAAAAGCCAAGAAACCAGCUUUGUUCAUCGAGGGGACUAAACAAAGAAUUAAGACAAUGUUUGAUAAGGUUGAACUAUCUGUUUCCUCAUAUGAUACCGCCUGGGUGGCAAUGGUCCCUUGCCCAAAUACUCCACAAGCCCCCUUUUUCCCUCAGUGUGUGAAUUGGUUGUUGGAUAAUCAACUCCAUGAUGGCUCAUGGAGUCUUCCUAAUCGUGAUCCCUUUUUAGUUAAAGAUGCUCUAUUAUCUACCUUAGCAUGUAUCCUUCCACUAAAGCAAUGGGGUGUUGGUGAAGAACAAAUGAACAAGGGCCUGUUCUUUAUUGAGUCAAAUAUAGCUGCAGCUACUGAUGAGAAGCAAGUUUCUCCUAUUGGAUUUGACAUAAUAUUUCCUGCUCUAAUUGAGUAUGCCAAUAAUUUGGAUUUGAGUAUCCCUCUAGGGGCAACAAAUUUAGAUGCUUUGUUCCACAAGAGAGAGUUGGAGCUUAAAAGAGGCUAUGGUAGCAACUUGGAAGGGAAGGGGUCCUACUUAGCAUAUUUUUCGGAGGGACUGGGGAAGUCAGCAGACUGGGAGAUGAUCAUGAAAUAUCAAAGAAAGAAUGGGUCACUUUUUAAUUCACCAUCCACCACAGCAGCUGCUUUUACUUACCUUAAGAAUUCUGGUUGUCUUAGUUACCUUCACUCACUCGUAGAUAAGUUUGGGAAUGCAGUUCCUACAGUUUAUCCUCUGGAUAUAUAUACUCGUCUUUGUAUGGUUGAUAGUCUUGAAAGCUUGGGAAUUGAUCGGCAUUUCAGGAAGGAGAUCAAAAGUGUAUUGGAUGAAACAUACAGAUACUGGCUACAAGGUGAGGAGGAUAUAUUCUUAGAUACUUCCACUUGUGCAAUGGCGUUUCGGAUAUUACGUGUCAAUGGAUAUGAUAUUUCUUCAGAUCCAUUUACCCGGCUUUCAGAAGAUCAUUUUUCCAGUCCCCUUGGAGGAUAUAUGAAGGACAUUGGUUCUGUUUUGGAAUUAUUUAGGGCUUCACAAAUUAUCAUACAUCCUGAUGAAUUUGUUCUGGAGAAACAAAAUUUCUGGACCAGUCAGUUUCUGAUACAAGAAUUAUCCAAUGGUUCAAUUCAUGCAGACGGACUGAAUAAAUAUGUUAGCCAAGAGGUGGAAUAUGCUCUUAAGUUUCCCUACCAUGCAAGUUUGGAACGGUUAUCAAACAGGAACGCCAUUGAGAAUUACAAUAAAAAUAAUACAAGGGUUUUAAAAACUGCCUAUAGUUCUUCAAAUAUUGGCAAUGAAGAUUUCUUAAAUCUGGCGGUUGAGGACUUCAACAUCUGUCAAUCAAUACAGCGUGAAGAACUCAAAGAUCUUGCAAGGUGGAUUACAGAGAACAGAUUAGACAAGUUAAAGUUUGCCAGGCAGAAACUAGCGUACUGUUACUUCUCUGCUGCAGCAACCCUUUUUUCCCCUGAACUUUCUGAUGCUCGAAUAUCAUGGGCCAAAAAUGGGGUGCUUACCACAGUGGUUGAUGAUUUCUUUGACGUUGGUGGUUCAGUAGAGGAAUUGGUAAACCUUAUACAACUGGUUGAGAAAUGGGAUGUUGAUGUCAGCACUGACUGUUGUUCUGAGAAUGUUGAAAUUAUAUUUUCGGCACUUCACAGCACAAUCUGUGACUUUGCAGACAAAGCAUUAACAUGGCAAGGGCGUAAUGUGAUAAGUCACAUAAUUGACAUUUGGUUGAAUUUGCUGAAGUCUAUGUUGAAAGAAGCAGAGUGGUUGAGAGACAAGUCCGUGCCAUCUAUGGAUGAAUAUAUGACAAAUGGGUACGUGUCAUUUGCCUUAGGACCUAUAGUCCUCCCAGCUCUCUAUUGUGUUGGGCCUAAGCUUUCAGAAGAGAUUGUUAGAACUCCAGAAUUACAUCAUCUAUAUGAAAUUAUGAGCACUUGUGGACGUCUUCUAAAUGAUAUACAGACCUUUAAGAGGGAAUCUGAGGAAGGAAAAUUGAAUGCAGUAUCUUUGUGCAUGAUUCAUGGUGGUGGAGAUUGUACUAAAGAAGAGACCAUUAAGGAAAUGAAGAGUUUUAUUGCUGGAAAGAGGAGAGAACUUCUGAAAUUAGUUUUGCAGGAAAAGGGGAGUGUAGUUCCAAGAGCAUGCAAGGAUUUGUUCUGGAAAAUGAUUAAAGUGUUGCACCUAUUUUACAUGAAGGAUGACGGAUUCACUUCGCAUGAGAUGUUCAAUUCUGUAAAUGCAGUGCUUGAAGAACCCAUCGUUCUCAAUAAAUUGUAAGUCUAUGUACGUUAGAUUAACCUGUAUCCCAGGUGAAACAAUUGAAGGAAUUGCUCAGUGCCAGUGAUCGGCCUUUUUAAUGCACAUUGUAUGCAUAAAGGGCUGAUUCUGCCCCUCCUUC
This is a messenger RNA of Quercus lobata, 2535 nucleotides long. RefSeq names its product ent-kaur-16-ene synthase, chloroplastic. The transcript has 14 exons. The record is from RefSeq and is a predicted model, not a curated record. Gene Ontology annotation, biological process: gibberellin biosynthetic process. Lineage: Eukaryota; Viridiplantae; Streptophyta; Magnoliopsida; Fagales; Fagaceae. Gene Ontology annotation, molecular function: terpene synthase activity; magnesium ion binding. Gene Ontology annotation, cellular component: chloroplast. Bases 60 to 2414 code for a protein of 784 amino acids.